Messenger RNA from Vitis riparia (riverbank grape), 747 nucleotides. RefSeq names its product protein translation factor SUI1 homolog 1. The transcript has 5 exons. The record is from RefSeq and is a predicted model, not a curated record. Gene Ontology annotation, molecular function: translation initiation factor activity; RNA binding. Lineage: Eukaryota; Viridiplantae; Streptophyta; Magnoliopsida; Vitales; Vitaceae. The coding region runs from base 171 to 512 and encodes 113 amino acids. Gene Ontology annotation, biological process: translational initiation.
AUCAACUUGUGUGGUUAAGAGUAGCCUUCUUAAACCCACUUCCCUUUCUCUUUCUUUAUCUUGUUCUCUCUCUGUUCCUCUCCAGAAUCUGUGGGAAAGAGCAUUUUGAUUGAAAUUAAAAGCAAUCUCUGUUAGGUUACUCAAUCACUUCCAUCCAUCAGCUAAGUUUCAUGUCUGAACUCGACGCUAAUAUUCCAACCACUUUUGACCCUUUUGCUGAUGCAAAUGCUGAGGACUCGGGCGCUGGGGCAAAAGAGUACGUCCAUGUGCGUAUCCAGCAGCGUAAUGGGAGGAAAAGCCUGACUACCGUGCAAGGGUUGAAGAAGGAAUUCAGCUACAACAAGAUUCUCAAGGACCUCAAGAAGGAGUUCUGCUGCAAUGGCACUGUUGUCCAGGACCCUGAGCUAGGCCAGGUCAUUCAACUUCAGGGUGAUCAAAGGAAGAAUGUUUCCACAUUCCUUGUGCAGGCUGGCAUUGUGAAGAAGGAAAACAUCAAGAUGCAUGGUUUUUGAGCUCUGUUAGCAGAAAACAAAUCUCUAUAUGCAAAUUAUCAACUGUUGGGAGCAGUAACUACUAGUAUAAUAUCUGAACUUGAGAAAGAGUCAUAUGUGGGUCAGAACUGUUUUGAGAUUACAGUACUUCUGUGGUGUGUGUGUUUUUGUUUUCAAGUGUGUAAUGUGAAAGGAUUAUGGUUUAUUUGGAAACCAUCUGCUUUAGUUGGAUUAAUAUUUUCCUCUUUGACCACAA